This is a messenger RNA of Eurytemora carolleeae, 1747 nucleotides long. RefSeq names its product potential E3 ubiquitin-protein ligase ariadne-2 (gene ari-2). Gene Ontology annotation, cellular component: ubiquitin ligase complex; cytoplasm. The record is from RefSeq and is a predicted model, not a curated record. Gene Ontology annotation, molecular function: ubiquitin conjugating enzyme binding; zinc ion binding; ubiquitin protein ligase activity. Lineage: Eukaryota; Metazoa; Arthropoda; Copepoda; Calanoida; Temoridae. Gene Ontology annotation, biological process: ubiquitin-dependent protein catabolic process; protein polyubiquitination; positive regulation of proteasomal ubiquitin-dependent protein catabolic process. The coding region runs from base 234 to 1694 and encodes 486 amino acids. The transcript has 18 exons.
AACCGAAGACGAUUGAAUCCAUCCCCAACUGUUUCUGUGUCUUUACUCGGGUUUGGUUUGGAUAAUCUAAACAAGAAAACUAAAAUCCUUAAGUGUAUUUAAAAAUAGUCAAUUUUUUAAUAUUAUGUCAAACUGAAGAAUAUUUUAUUUAUUUCAGUUCAGAACAAUGAGAAAAUAAGGAAAGAUAUUUGUUGUAAAUCUGAUUAAGUUAUAAUCAAGAUUGUUCCAGAAUUAUGAGUGAUACAGGAGAAUCUAGUGGUGGAGGAUCUGACCAGCAGCUGGAGGAUCAGGACUGGACCGGGUCCGAGGACGGAUCAGAGGAUGGAGGAUAUGCGGAAUAUUAUUCAUUUAAUGACGACGAGGAGGGGAGAGCAUCACAGUUUAACAACAACGACGACCCUGAAUACUUCAGCUACGAAUGUUUAACGGUGUUAAAUGUAGAAAAGAUAUUUAACGAGUCCAUAGAGCGUGUUAAAUCUACUCUAGGCGUCUCACACGCACGAGCAAAACAGAUUCUUCACACCUGUAAAUGGAAUAUUCCUGAAAUUAUUAGCAAGUAUUCCCCUGCUAGAACAUCUUUGUCCCCCUCUACCUCCACCUCCACCUCCUCGACACAAAUAUACUGCGGAGUGUGUGCCAGCACACUCAUAGAUACAGACUUUGCAUCUCCAAAGGAAUGUGGUCACAAAUUUUGUAAAUUCUGCUGGCAGAUGCAUUUUGAAAUACAAAUAAAUCAGGGAGUGUCUACUACGAUGAGUUGUAUGUCUCCGGGCUGUGAUAUUCUAGUUGAUGAAGAUCUGGUGCUCAGUAACAUGAGUAAACCUGGUCUAGCUGAGAGAUAUAAACAUCUUUCUUUUCUGGACUAUGUCAGAUGUCACCCCAAUCUCCGGUUCUGCCCUGGUCCUAAUUGUCCAAUCGUGAUAAAGGCUGCUGAGUGUGUUUCCAAGAAUACAGUUUGUACAUUCUGUAAAUCCAGGUUCUGUUUCAAGUGCGGAUAUAGUUACCAUGCCCCGACUGAUUGUGAGACUAUAAAGAGAUGGUUGACAAAGUGUGCCGACGAUAGCGAGACGGCCAAUUAUAUAUCAGCAAAUACUAAGGACUGUCCGAAGUGUAAUAUCUGUAUAGAGAAGAAUGGAGGAUGUAACCACAUGCAGUGCUCCCACUGUAAACAUGAGUUUUGUUGGAUGUGUAUGGGAGACUGGAGAACACAUGGCUCAGAGUAUUACGAGUGCUCAAGGUAUAAGGACAAUCCAAACAUUGCACAUGAGUCUGCGCAUGCGCAAGCCAGGGAGGCGCUCAAGAAAUAUCUUCAUUAUUUCGAAAGGUGGGAGAACCAUUCUCGAAGUAUGAAACUGGAGGCUGUCACACUCGAUAAAAUUAAAAAUAUUAUAACGGAGAAAGUGAUGAGUAGCUGUGGAACCUGGAUAGAUUGGCAGUAUUUGAUAGAUGCAGCUAGUCUACUAGCUAAGUGUAGGUACACUCUCCAGUACACAUAUCCGUACGCGUACUACAUGGACCCCAGCUCUUCCAAGGAACUGUUUGAGUACCAGCAAGCCCAGCUAGAAGCCGAGAUUGAGAAUCUCAGUUGGAAAAUAGAACAUGCCGAGACCACGGACAGAGGAGAUUUAGAAAACCAAAUGGAUAUUGCAGAAAAGCGAAGAACCAGUCUGCUGAAGGAUUUCCUGAAAACGUAAAUAGAAAGACUGAGUUGUGACAGUUUGCGGGAAGUGUGGGAAUUACCGCGAAU